GGGUAAUAGAUGUAAUAACAACGAAGGUGGCAAUGUGUUUUGGACUAAUUUAGAAUAUAUAGCGAGAUUCGCCACAUAAUCAGCUGAUUCGCACAUCAACUCCUCUCCGCUUUCUGUUAUCUACGCCCCGCAGCUAUAUUUGGGCGCUUUGGCACCAGUUGCUGCCGCACCUAGUCGCUAGAAACACACCACAAUGCAGUCGUUACGUACACACUCACGAGCUUUAAAGCUGCCCAUAGUCUACGCCGCUUUGCUGCUACUCUGCUGUCUACUUGUUGAGGGCUCCCCCGCGCCGAGCAAAGAAGCAAUUAGUACGGUAAAUGCUACAACAGCUGACAGCAGCAACUACAACUGCCCAGCUGAUUGUCAAUGCGUUCUGGCGCAAAACACACACACACCACUGCUGCACGCGAAAUGCACCAGUUUGGAGGGUCUCCGUUUAUACGAAGCCAAGGAAUCCUCACUGCCCAUACACUCGCUGGACUUGUCCUACUUGAAUUUGAAACGCUUGUCACAUCCGCUGGAGAAGCUACCCAGCGUCACAUCGAUAGAUCUGUCGCACAAUGACCUCCACGAAUUCGGACAUUUGGGACGUCGCAUUAAGAAGCUGAACCUCAAACACAAUCGCAUAACAUCGAGCAAAUUGACCAAACUGCCGGCGCAUGUGCAAGUUUUGAAUCUACAGCAUAAUGACAUCACAUAUUUGCCGCUGAACUUGACACAUCUGUCCAAUUUAAUGACACUUGAAUUGAGUCACAAUCAAAUUAAUUGCUCCUGCGAAACAUUGGAGGUGCGCAACUGGCUGCAAGAGCGCAACGUUUUUAUGGAACAUGCCGUCACCUGUACAUAUCCCGUUGAAGUUAAAGGUAAGUCGUGGUUGCAGGUCAAACAGUCGGACAUUUGUGAGCACGAGAAGAAUGGACGCCUCAACGAUGAGGAGGAUAAUGAGCUGAUGAUGGGCGAUCAGCCAGUUGAGGGUUCCGGUGAUCAAGACGAUGAGGAUGAGUUGGGUAAAGCAUUCAUGCCAAUCGAAAAAUCAAGCACUGCGAAAAAUAGUGUGGCACAGCUCGAUACUGUCGAGGGUUCGGGUGAUUUGAGUGAUGUCAAUGCGCCUGUGAACUUAGCCAUAACUACCGUUUUGCCAGCUGUGGAGAGUUCGCAAGAACAUGUUACAACCGAUGCGCCACCGCUACCCAUCGAACAGGAGGAAGAUGAGGAUGAUGGUUCCGGCAGCGGUGGUGGCAUGCUCAUCAUCAAUCCCAGUAUUGCACGCGAAAGUUCAUUUUUAGAUGAUUUCGACACACCCGAUGAGGAUGACACCGAUGACAAAUUCGACAAUAAACCGGUGGAGAAGCCCAAAUCUGAGGAGGAAGAGGAGGAUGACCACAAGGUGGCAGCUGACAUUUUCGGCGCCGGUAUGGGCAUAUUCGAUACCGACGAGAAUGCUGAGAAAACUGCAGAGCCAGUUACCGAGGAAGCCAUUGUACCGGUUGUACAUCACAACGUUGAGGCAGAAGAUGUACCUAAUAUAAAUACCGAAGGUGCCACAAAUGGUGAACCUAGCGCCAUACAGACCGCAAAUGUAGGUGGUGAACAGAAGGACGACAGCAAAGCGACAUAUUUGCUGUUGGGCGUGCUUGGCUUCAUUGUUGUCGGCUUGAUACUCUAUGUAGGUAUCAAGCGUUGCAAGAACAGUCAUAAUGCCGCACACGAUGCUGAAAAUCCACGCCAAACCGAAUUACUCGAUAUGGAUAAAAAGAAUUUGGGCAAACCGUUGCGUAAUGGCAACGAACAUUCGCCACUCAUUGGCGAUCAAACCAAAUCUGAUCUCGCGAAACCGAUAAAUGGCACCGGACAAAAGAAACCCUACGAUGCGAACGAUGUAAAAGAUGGUCCCGCCCAACAACAACCACUGCUGAACGGCAGCAAUGGCACAUCGCCAAACGAUGAAGUGAGCAAAGAGCAGGCAGCACCUGUGACCGAAGCGUCCGCACCGCAUGAAUACCAUCCGAUCACGCCGCGCUACCCCACACCGAAGUCGCCACGUGCCUCCAAAUAUGCACAAUACCCGCAGGAGGGUGCCGAGCACAACAACAACAACAAUGAUGAUAGUUAUCUGCCUUCGUCGCCGAAAUUAGGCCGUUACUCGCCGGUGUAUUCACCAGAAACGGGACGCGUCAAAAUCAAGCUGACCGAAACACCUCGCCCCAAAACACCAAUGUUGGUUACGCGCAGCAAAUCGAACGCGGGCGAUAUCAUAACGACGCCUGUAGCGGCAACGAACGGCAUUGAUAACAAUACGCUAACUGUGCCCGGCGUGCAUGCGCCCACAGCGACGCUGGUAAAUGGCCACUAAGCGGUGUGGUGUGGCGCGAUGCGUUGCGUUGAAAAGUGUGCGACGUGCCGUACACGAGACGCUGCCGCUCGCGUCAAAACGGUGCUAAACGAACUAAAAGCUACUAAAUUAAAAGUUUAAACAAAUACCAACAACAAAAACAAAAAACUAACAUCUUGCAGCGCAAAUUGUAUAACAAAAGACUUCGAAAUGAAUUCGUAUGCAAUUCUGGUAGAAAGAAAGGGUUUGGUGGUUUUCAGUUGUCUAGUUUGAAAAGUGUUGGAGUAACGGCUUACUGGUGUUGUGCGCGCUUAGAGUUUGAGUUUAAGUAGCUGGUUCCAGCAACAUUUUCUGCAGUUUCGGCAUUUUUCGGCACACGCUCGGCGCUUGAGUUUUGCUAGCGUUUUUAUGAAAGCUUAGUAUAUGUAGCAAUAAUUUUCCAAUAAAUACUACAGAAACCAA
Molecule: messenger RNA, 2797 nt
Organism: Bactrocera tryoni
Lineage: Eukaryota; Metazoa; Arthropoda; Insecta; Diptera; Tephritidae
Gene: wdp
Product: protein windpipe
Exons: 2
Coding region: 194-2356 (720 amino acids)
Molecular function (GO): protein binding
Source: RefSeq, a predicted model, not a curated record